Xyrauchen texanus (razorback sucker) is the source of this 4135-nucleotide messenger RNA. RefSeq names its product atrial natriuretic peptide receptor 1-like. Gene Ontology annotation, biological process: protein phosphorylation; receptor guanylyl cyclase signaling pathway; intracellular signal transduction. The transcript is spliced from 23 exons. The record is from RefSeq and is a predicted model, not a curated record. Lineage: Eukaryota; Metazoa; Chordata; Actinopteri; Cypriniformes; Catostomidae. Bases 651 to 3263 code for a protein of 870 amino acids. Gene Ontology annotation, molecular function: protein kinase activity; ATP binding; guanylate cyclase activity.
CCCUGGAGUCUGAUGGAUUGAUCUCCUUUUUGGAGCUUCAAGGUUCUGGUCACAUUCACUUGCCUUGUAUGGAUCUGCAGAGCUGAAAUAUUCUCCUAAAUUUUUGUUCUGCAGAAGAAAGAAAGUCAAACACAUUUGGGAUGGCAUGAGGGUGAGUAAAUGAUGAUUGGGUGAACUUUCCCUUUUUGUUGCACUUAUAGUUUGUUCCACUAGAUGGAGAUGUGCAAGAAGUUUUACGGCACACAAGCGCUGUCUCACAGCACUACAUUACAAACACACAUUACAUGAUUAAUACACACUUAAAUACACAUUCAUGUGAAGUGUUUCAAACUGUUCAUAAUUAUUCAUAUAGAAGUAAAAAGCAUCAGUCAGAUCAUAUUAUUGUGUCUUUUUUUUACUUUUUCUUUUGUAAUAUAACUGACCCACAGAGCCUAAAAAUGUCAUUGGUACAUGUGUUGAUACAAAAGUAACCGGAGAUAUGAUGUAUGAGAGACGUAUGAGAGACGUAUGAGCAUCUGAGAUCAUGUAUGCUCAUCUGUGUGGUCGUGUCCAGGUGAUGAACCUCCCCAAAUCUUUCAUCCUUCAGUGUGAAUCUCAUUACAGUCACACAAACCUCCCGAGCAUCAUCAGCACAUCACAGACCGGUCAAUAUGAGCUCAUCUAUGAGUUAUCGCUGCGCAUGGAUGUUGUGUUUUGCGGUGUGUGUGUUUGGAUGGCAUGAUCUAGAUAACAGUGAAUAUGACUGCUGGCCGCUCGACAAACCAGAUGAACUCAACAUGAUCGACUGCGGAGGUCUAGAGAUGGCGUGGGUUCUGCGUCCUCCAGACAAGGUUCUGAGUGGUGAAGAAUUCACUGUUAUUUACUCUGUGACGGUCAGAGAGGAGUUUUACCUGUGGGCCAUCAACAAUGAUAUCUUCAAGCACAGGUCCAUCACAGAUCCAGAAGAAGCUAGAAGAUUCUGUGAGCAUCAUGAAUGUCCCUCAAACUGGAAAGAUGCAAACGGAGAAAACUGCUGCAUCCAUCAUGCCAACAUCCACUCCUGCCCCAUGGGAUUCAUGCAACAGGCAGAGGAGAGAAUUUGUGGCCCGUGGAUUCCAGAUGAUGGCAGAAUAUUUACUCACACCAUUUCAACUUCGGGAAAAAUGUCCCAGACAAACUGGACUGCAAAGGUGGUGUUGUUUCAUGAGGGGUUGACAUCUCUGAUCGCUCACAUCCGUGUGGGAAACAUGCAGGUCGCACUGGAGGCAAAGAGUACCGUCCUGCCCGCUAUCAUGUGCGGUGACAGUUUGUGUGAGGAAGAGGAGAGUUGUUCUACAUGUCCUGCAGACUGUGGGGACUGUCCAAUGAGUUCAGCUGUACAAGCUGCAAUCGCCCUCACUGUUACCAUCAUCAUCAUCAGCUUCAUCAUCAGUGCUAUGUGGUUUAAAUAUCAGAAACAGAAACUCUUCUGGGAUGAAAGUUGGAUCAUUGACUACAGCCACAUUAAACAAGAUCAUGUUGCCCGGGCGACGAUGGGCAGCAUCAUGAGCAUCCCGUUGGCGAACAGUGACUCUAAUGCGAGCUGUGUGACGGCGCUGAGCUCUUACUCGGGCUUCACCACAUCACGCAAACAACUCUACACACUGACGGGCAUCUAUGAUGGACGAACUGUUGCCAUCAGGAGAAUAAAGACCAAAACAUUUUCACUCUCAAAGACGAUUCGGCAAGAGGUGAAGCAAGUCAGGGAACUGGACCAUCCAAACCUCUGUAAGUUCUUUGGAGGUUGUGUGGAGGUUCCAAACAUCGCCAUAGUAACGGAGUAUUGUCCUAAAGGAAGCCUGAAUGAUGUUCUACUGAACGACGAGAUUCCAUUAAACUGGGGCUUCAGGUUUUCCUUUGCAACAGAUAUUGCUCGUGGGAUGUCUUACCUCCAUCAGUUGAAAAUCUGCCACGGACGACUGAAGUCUACAAACUGUGUUAUAGACGACCGCUGGGUGUGUAAAAUCACAGAUUACUGUCUGUGGGUUUACCGUCGGGAGGACUGUGCCGAACCUCUCACCACAUAUCAGCAGAGACUGAAGGAGGUGUACACGCCACCUGAAGCCCAGAACGGCAACCAGGAGCCCACGCUAGCCGGAGAUGUGUUCAGUUAUUCAAUCAUCUUAUUGGAGAUAGCGACCAGAAAUGACCCAGUUCCGGUGGAAGACAGUUCUCUUGAGUGUGCGUGGUGUCCUCCGCUGCCCGAGCUGAUUUCAGGAAAAGCCGACAGCACCUGCCCGUGUCCUGCUGAAUACGCUGAGCUGAUUCGUCGAUGUCGCGCUCAUAACCCCGCCCACCGGCCCAUCUUUGAGCAGAUCCGCAAGUUUGUCUACAAAAUCAACCCGCAUAAAGUCAGUCCAGUGGAUAUGAUGAUGGAACUGAUGGAGAAGUACAGUAAACAUCUGGAGGUUCUGGUUGGGGAACGGACGCAAGAUCUGAUGCUGGAGAAACAGAAGACAGACAGACUGCUUUACAGUAUGUUGCCCAAACAGGUGGCUGAUGACCUCAGACAGGGCAAACAAUUACAAGCACAGAGUUACGUCAGUGCCACUGUAUUCUUCAGUGAUAUCGUGGGUUUCACUCAGUUAUCCAGCACCAGUACGCCGUACCAGGUUGUUGACUUCCUCAAUAAACUGUACACCACCUUUGACGAGAUCAUCGACAACUAUGAUGUUUAUAAAGUGGAAACGAUCGGGGAUGCAUAUAUGGUGGUGUCUGGUGUGCCCAAAGAGAACGGGAUUCUUCACGCGUCUGAGAUCGCCAGCAUGGCUCUGGAUCUGGUGUCUGUCUGCAAGACCUUCAGAAUCCCUCACAGACCACAAACACAACUGCAGAUCCGCGCUGGAAUACAUUCAGGUCCAGUUGUAGCAGGUGUGGUGGGAACUAAGAUGCCGCGAUACUGUCUGUUUGGAGAUACAGUCAACACUGCGUCACGCAUGGAGUCAAACAGUGAAGCAUUGAAGAUCCAGUGCAGCUCAAGUGCUUUCUACCUGCUGGAGGAGAUCGGCGGGUACGUGCUCACCUGCAGAGGUGUGUUGCAGGUUAAGGGUAAAGGUGACAUGGUGACUUACUGGCUGGAAGGGAAACAUUCUUCGGCUCCCAAUAAAGAGGCAAAGAAACCAGUGACGCUCCAGGAGUCUGAGAGACCUGUAACGGUCCAGGAGUUUGAGACAGAGGAGUACGCCAGUAUCCCAGGAGUCCUCAGUACUUCUAAUGACACUGACCUCCUGUGUGACCCCAACUAACAGCGAAACACUAGCGCACUGCAUGCCGAUAGCGCUGUAGCAAUAGGAAAUCUCGCCUUGUAGAGUUACGUGUUUGUGAUUCUCUGAUUGGUGCAUUUCUCUUAAGGAUUAUGGGUAGUGUAGUUCUUUAUCAGAAAGUUCGCUAUUUAACACAAUUGAAGUUUAAAUAACGUGGGCGACUUCAACAGCAGCUUUAACAUCCUCGGAGCUCACGGUAGAUCUGUCUUUAAAGCUUUAUAAGUUAUUGUUAAUAUUAAUUAGCCUACAGCGAUAAAAGAAUGGCAGUUUUACUUCUGAAACUGGACUGUUGCGUUCGAUUGAGACCCCACAUAACUUUGGAGACGUGUUGAUGUGUCCUAUGUAUCAGACCUUUGUGAUCACAUGGCUUCUGUAAUCACUGAGGGUAUCAUCUGUGAAGUUCUCGUCUUUACUGGUUGUAGAGAAUAUUAGAGAAUACUUGUGACGAGGAGGAGGGCGGGGCCGGGCCGUGACUAAGCGCGCUAAUCAGCCGAGGGGAGAUAUAAGUGCAGCGGGAUGUGGCAGUUCUAGAGAGAGAGAGCCAUACGCAGCUGCCGUGUGUGUUUAUGUUUGUGUCUUUUUGUUUAAUUAAAUAUUAUUUUGACUGUUCAGCUGGUUCCCGCCUCCUCCUUUCCAUUGAACCCUGUUAAACUGGUGCCGAAGCCCGGGAAGGUGGAGGGAUGCGCUGUCGUCGAGUCCUUGCCACUACCAUCCACCCCAAAGGAGCAGCCGCGGCCAUCCACCGGGGGACGGAGGACUUGCUACUGGCCUACCCGGCGGAUGGUAUAAGAUAUCUAAUAUGUUACAGCUGCGGCUGCUCCUUUGGGGUGGAUGUUAAUGGUGAGGACUCUACG